Messenger RNA from Tachyglossus aculeatus (Australian echidna), 2574 nucleotides. It is a transcript of the gene CDHR1, whose product is annotated as cadherin related family member 1. The transcript is spliced from 17 exons. Gene Ontology annotation, cellular component: catenin complex; plasma membrane. Gene Ontology annotation, biological process: homophilic cell-cell adhesion. Lineage: Eukaryota; Metazoa; Chordata; Mammalia; Monotremata; Tachyglossidae. The coding region runs from base 1 to 2574 and encodes 857 amino acids. The record is from RefSeq and is a predicted model, not a curated record. Gene Ontology annotation, molecular function: cadherin binding; calcium ion binding.
AUGGAGCCCGGACGGUGCCCACCUCUGCCCCUGCUGCUGGCGGCGAUGCAGGUCUGCCUGGCCCAGGCCAAUUACGCCCCAUAUUUCUUCGACAACGGAGCCAGCAGCACCAACGGGAACAUGGCUCUCUUCAGCCUCGCCGAAGACACGCCCGUCGGGACCCACGUGUACACCCUGAAUGGAACGGACCCGGAAGAUGACCCGAUCACGUACGGCAUGACCUUUGAGGCUGGCACCCGGAAUUUCUUCUCCACCGACUCCAACUUCGGAAACAUCACGCUGGUGGAAGAGCUAGACAGAGAGAGAGAAGACGAGAUCGAAGCAAUCAUCCAUAUUUCCGAUGGCGUGAAUAUGGUGGCGGAAAAAGUCCGGAUCCUUGUGACCGACGUCAACGAUGAGAGCCCCCUGUUUAUCGACACUCCCUACAUCGUGCUGGUGCCGGAGGACACUCCCGCAGGGAGCAGCAUCUUCAGAGUCCGGGCUGUGGACAGGGACAUGGGAGCUGGAGGAAGCAUCACCUAUUUCCUGCAGAAUGCCCGGGCCAACAAGUUUAUGGUGGACCGCCACAGUGGGGUGCUUCGCAUCAAGGCCGGGGCCACUCUGGAUUAUGAGAAGUCAAGGACUCAUUUUGUCACUGUGGUAGCCAAGGACGGCGGCGGGAAGCUCCGUGGAGACUAUAAAGUGUUCUCUGCCACCACCACCAUCACCGUCAACGUGGAUGACGUCCAGGACUCGCCCCCUGUGUUUGUCGGAACCCCCUACUACGGCUAUGUCUACGAGGACACCCUCCCAGGCUCGGAGGUCUUGGCAGUGGCCGCUAUGGAUGGUGAUCGUGGCCAACCCAACCCCAUUCUCUACAGCCUGGUGAACGGGAGUGAAGGAUCAUUUGAAAUAAACACCUCGACGGGCGCCAUUUCAGUCAUUCAGAGUCCCAGCCAACUCGAGAAAGAAGUGUAUGAACUGAAAGUCCAGGUGUCAGAAGUUGGUUCUGGGGGAGCCAAAGAGGCCCACGCACUGACCACCGUAACCAUCAGGGUGGUCGACCUCAACAACCACCCUCCCACGUUCUACGGAGAAGAUGGACCCCAGGACCGGUUUGAGCUGACCAUGUAUGAACAUCCACUGGAGGGAGAGAUCCUAAGGGGCUUGAAGAUCACUGUCAAUGACUCUGACCAGGGUGCCAAUGCCAAGUUCAGCCUGAAGCUGGUGGGGCCCGGGGGCAUCUUCCGUGUUGUCCCCCAGACCGUCUUAAACGAAGCACAGGUCACUGUCAUUGUGGAGAACUCGGCCGCCAUUGACUUUGAGGCAUCCAAGGUGCUGACCUUCAAGCUCCUGGCAGUGGAACUGAGCACCCCAGAAAAGUUCAGCUCCACAGCUGACAUUGUGAUCCAGCUCCUGGACACCAACGACAACGUCCCAAAGUUCUCCUCGGAUUUCUACGUCGCCCGCAUCCCGGAGAACUCACCGGGGGGCUCCAAUGUGGUCGCUGUCACGGCGACCGAUCCGGACUCAGGACUCUGGGGUGAAGUCAAAUACUCUGUUUAUGGAACAGGAUCUGAUCUCUUCCUGAUCCACCCUUCCACGGGGAUCAUCUACACCCAGCCAUGGGCCUCCUUGGAUGCCGAAAUCACCUCCAAGUACAAUUUCUACGUGAAAGCAGAAGAUGCGGAGGGGAAGUCCAGCCUGGCGGAGGUGUUCGUCACGGUGCUGGACGUCAAUGACCACUGCCCGGAAUUUGACGGGAGCAUCCAGGAGAAGACCAUGACCUUUGGGAGCCCUGUGAAGAUAGAGGCUACAGAUCAGGAUGCUGAAGAGCCCAACAACGUCGUCGACUAUGCCAUCAUGCAAGCCGACCCCGCCGAUGUGUUUGACAUAGACCAGAGCACAGGGGAGAUCAAGUUCAAGUCCUACAUCCGUUCCCUGGACAUCAUCCACAACAUCACGAAGAACAAAGACUGCAUCUGGUCCGUGGUGGUGCAGGCCAAGGAUAGGGGCUCCCCAUCCUUCAGCACUACGGCCGUGCUGAAGAUCGACAUCGCCGAGGAGACGCUCUCCAAAGGACCCAUGGCUGCCUUCUUGAUGCAAAGUAAAGACAACCCCAUGAAAGCGGUGGGCGUGCUGGCCGGCGUCAUGAGCGCCCUGGUCAUCGUCACCGUCGUCAUCUCCACCGCCAUGUUCUGGCGCAACAAGAAGUCCAACAGAAUCCUGCCCGUGCGCCGGAUCAUCCGGAAGAGGCCGAGCCCACCCCCCCGCAGCAUCAGGACCGAGUGGCUGAAAUUCAAGAGGUCGCAAGCCGCCAGCCGAUUCGCCCCGGAGGACCAUCCGGAGGCCAGCCAACCGAAUGGGAACAGCAACAACAACGGUCCACCUUCAGCCCCUGCUCCACCCUCUCCGCCAUCCACCAAGCCCGUGGUCAGCCCUCCGGGGUGGGAGGGUGGCACCCCUGGUUGGGCGGUGCUCACCGUCUCCGGAUCCCUGACCCCCAAGCUCUCGAGUAAUUUCCAGUCGGCCCUCGUGUCUGAGCUCAAACGGAAGUUUGAAAGGAGCACGGCUCAUAGCAAGUCUUCUCUGUAA